AUGAUUGAAGAUAGAUAUUAACUACUCAAGAUUAUUGGAGCUGGUGCAGCCGGUAAAGUUUGGGAAAUAUAAGAUAUAAAGAGUGGGUAUAAAUAUGCUUUGAAAUCAAUGAAAUAAAUAGAGCAACUUCAUGCUAUUGGCUAUAUUCACAGAGAUAUUAAACUAGAAAAUAUACUACUAAAGGAAAAUAAAAAAGUUGCACUUUCUAAACUCAAGAUUAGUCUGGUAGACUUUGGAGCAUGCAGAAAGUAUCUAGAUUCAAAGGGGAAUCACAUCUAAAAGGUUAAAGUAAACUCUUUUCAAGGCAACUUAGCUUUUGCAAGUCUUGAUCAAAUGCUUUGCUAUGGUGUAUUAAGAAAUCUGCUGGCAGAAGUAGAAAAAAUAAAAUUUGAGGAUUACCCAGAUUAUGAAUCUAUCAUUAAAGCAAUGAAAAGAGAACUUUUGGAAAUUUAGCAACCAAGAGAAUAAUAAAAAUGGUAAUAAUCAACUUCGAGCAUUAAUUGCAAACCAUCACCAUCACCUUUCACUGAUAGUCCUAUAUAAACUAAAAGAUAUGAAGCAAUCACUUAAAAAAAUACACCAGUAAGCAAACAAGAAAAAUCAAUAGGUAACUAGCUGUUAAAAUAAGAUUUCGAAGACAUCGUUGAAAAGAAUAAAAUUAGUGACCAAUCAGUGAAUAAAAGAGAUAUUUUAGACCCUGCUUUUAAUACCUUAGGAAAUUAAAAGUAAAAAUGUAGAGAGUAAAUUGACUAUUAGAGUCAUGACUUUCUUGACUAUGAAUUGAAUAAACUAUCUCCCCAAAGUAUGCUUUUCAUUUCAAAUGAGAAGAUUGAUGAGAAAAUUUUAAAUUUCCAAUAAGAACUAUCGAUUGAUUAAAAGUAAUAUUUGCCAUUGAAUGAUGAUUAAAAUGGAAUAAAUCUAAAAUCAGAACAUGACAAGCUUCAAUACUAGAAUAAGAAAGCUUAUAAGUAUUUAAAUCAAUAAGAUGAUUAAAAUGCUUUUGAAUAUUAUCUGAAAUAGAUCAAUAGAUUAGAAAUGAAUAAUGAUUUUUAGCUAUAAUGCCUGUUUAAACCAUCUUAUUCUCAGCAAAAUGAAUAAAUAAGAAGGCUUGUAAUGAUUGAUUCAACUGAUUUUGAAGAUAUGGAGAUUAAUGAGGAGUAUUAUUAGGAGGAUAAAUCCUAUAAAUUACCAAAAUUAGACAUAGUAUAUGAAUUUGAUUGUCAUUCUAAUAAUCUCAAAAGUAUAUGUCAUGCAUUUUGA
This is a messenger RNA of Stylonychia lemnae, 1260 nucleotides long. The record is from the annotation of a GenBank genome assembly. Lineage: Eukaryota; Ciliophora; Spirotrichea; Sporadotrichida; Oxytrichidae.